AUGCACACUACAGGGAGAGGGUUUUCAUCUCAUCCAAAAGAGAAGUGUUGGAACAGAUACGAUCAAAUCAGCUCCUAAUGUGCGGGUCCAACAAGCAUUGUGGGUUAAAUGCAAGGAGGGAGAAAAAGAACCAGUUAUCUGCUGUGUGCAGUCCCCUUAUAAUGUCAGAUGGUAUGAUGGUUCAAAAGUUUUAAGUUCAGUUGCUGGUGAAGCAGGCUGUAUCAAGUAUGAAUAUCCAAUGCAAAGCUGCAGUCACUCAAAUAAACAAUUCACAUGCAAAGUAACUGAACCAGAGGCUUUUCAAGCGACAACAACCCUGAACAUUUUUACAGAUCCUAUUGUAUGUAACAAUACGGAGUAUGGGACUGGACGAAUGGGUGACAAAGCAACCACAAUGUGCGCCGAAGGUCUGAAGGGUUACAAGAGUGCCGUUUGUCUAGAAUCAACAGUGUGGAAACUUGUGGAGGACUUCUGCAUUGUAACCAAGAUCAAUGAAUUAUUGAUUGAUUCAGUGGACCUGAAGGAAGAAGAGAUUCAGACAUUUACAACUAAUCUAAGUAAGGCUGUCAAGGAAGAAGAACAGGAAAUUACAAAAUCUUCUGCAACAAUAUCAGCUAUUGUUAACAUAUUACAUAUAAUCGCAAGUGUUUCAGUAGAUGUCAGUGACGGUGUCAUGCAGAAUAUUCUAAAUACUGUUGAUGUCAUCAUUGGGGAUGAUGCUAAAGACUCCUGGGACUUUCUGAACACAAAUCAAAUCCAAAAUUCCAGCUCGGAACUUCUGGGUUCAUUUGAGACAAUCUCUGACAAAAUUAAUGGAAAUGUUGCUUUACAUACUCGACGAAUCAAGCUGUACAGAACCAAGUUCAACAACUCUUUCAGUAAAGAAUUGACUUCCAAUGUCUCUAUAAACAUUCCAGAUACAGGCCUCAAUGAUAUCUAUAUAACCACCAUUGUAUUCUCCACACUUCAUAAUGUUAUGCCAUCACGGAAUUCUUCAUUUGAAUUUACAGAUUCCAACAGCACCAGCAAUAAAACUAAACCUGACAAUACUAUCAAUGCUGCUGUGCUGCUUGUUAAAUUAAAUGAAACCAUUCAAAACAUCACUCUGAGCUACCAAAAGCUCAACACGACCCUGGAACUGGACCCACAGUGUGUUUUCUGGAAUUUUAAACUCUUUGAUAAAGUUGGUGCCUGGGAUGAUGAGGGCUGUGAGUUUGUUUCUGACAUAAAUUAUACUGUAAUUUGCACCUGCAACCACCUCACAUCUUUCUCAAUUCUGAUGUCAACUGACAUCCCUGAAUCAAUACUAUUAUUGGAUGUAAUUACAUAUAUUGGAGUUGGGAUAUCAAUGGUCAGCUUACUUAUUUGUCUCAUUAUUGAAGGGAUUGUAUGGAGAGCCCUAACCAUAAAUAGCACUGCCUUUAUGCGCCAUGUCGCCAUUGUUAACACAGCCCUGUCCCUGCUGAUUGCUGACAUAUGUUUCAUCAUUUGGGCCUCUAUUGCGAAUAACCCCAAAGAUAACCCAAAUAAGGACUACAUAGUGCCAAUUGGACGUUGUAGUGCAGCAACCUUUUUCAUGCACUUUUUCUAUCUUGCCAUGUUCUUUUGGAUGUUUGUUUCAAGUCUCCUGCUCUUAUACCGGACAGUCAUGGUUUUCUCCCAAAUGUCUAAAUGGACCAUGCUUACCAUUGGCUUGACUGUGGGAUAUGUUUGCCCUCUGAUUAUAGCUGUUACUACUGUUGCUGCCACAGCACCUGAUAAUGGAUACGUAAGGCAAGAUCAGGUUUGUUGGCUAAACUGGAUGAAGACUAAGGCCCUUUUGGCCUUGGUGAUCCCUGCCUUGACCAUAGUUGUGUUCAAUAUUUUGGUCAUAAUAGUGGUUUUAUACAAGAUGCUGACAAGAAGAGGUUCUGGAAAUACAGUACAGGCAGAUGAAAAACAUGCCUUAGCAGUCAUUCUAAGAUGUGUGGCUAUACUGACUCCUUUAUUUGGACUAACCUGGUCUUUGGGAAUUGGAACCAUGGUGGAGCCAAAAAAUAAAAGGAUCCAUAUUGCCUUUGCUUUCUUCAACUCAUUGCAGGGCUUCUUCAUUUUAGUGUUUGGGACGUUAUUCGAUUCCAAGAUCCGUUCUUUAGUUUUACAAAGAGUACCUGCAUUAGUCUCUGCUUCUAAUCGAACAAAGAGCACAAGUGCGGGAAUUUCCUCCCUUAGAGGACUUAACAUCAUAUGCCGAUUUUGGAGGAGAAGGAAUGUGUACCAUGUUUCACCGGUUCCAAACUCAAGUGGCAACACUGAGUCCUCAAUGUUAUUUACCAACAUCUAAAUCAGUUCCAAUCAUGUAUGCAUAUUUACACACAAAAUUCGUGUAAUGUUUUGGGUUAAUUUAUUUGCAAAUGCUUCUUUUCAAAGGUUGGCAUAUCUUAAAAAUAAAGUUCUAUGCAAAUGUGAAGCCUGCAGGUGUACAGUCAGUAUGUAUAGGAGUUUUUACACAGUAUCUGCAAUGCAGAGAGAGAUUAUUGUGAAA
Girardinichthys multiradiatus is the source of this 2524-nucleotide messenger RNA. RefSeq names its product adhesion G-protein coupled receptor F1-like. The record is from RefSeq and is a predicted model, not a curated record. Gene Ontology annotation, cellular component: membrane. The coding region runs from base 239 to 2323 and encodes 694 amino acids. The transcript has 9 exons. Gene Ontology annotation, molecular function: G protein-coupled receptor activity. NCBI's taxonomy places the organism in Eukaryota, Metazoa, Chordata, Actinopteri, Cyprinodontiformes, Goodeidae. Gene Ontology annotation, biological process: cell surface receptor signaling pathway; G protein-coupled receptor signaling pathway.